This is a messenger RNA of Chinchilla lanigera (long-tailed chinchilla), 2247 nucleotides long. RefSeq names its product cystatin-SA. Bases 1 to 381 code for a protein of 126 amino acids. Lineage: Eukaryota; Metazoa; Chordata; Mammalia; Rodentia; Chinchillidae. The transcript has 4 exons. The record is from RefSeq and is a predicted model, not a curated record. Gene Ontology annotation, molecular function: cysteine-type endopeptidase inhibitor activity.
AUGUCUACAUCCAAUAGAUGUGGCCCAGCUGGGGCAUCCUUGGAGGAAAUUGUCCUCAUGGAGAUGCAGCCACAAGCCCACCCUAGUGAUGAAGGGGUGCAGCAGGCGGUGGAUUUCGCCCUCCACGAGUACAACAAUGAUAACAACGACCUGAACCUCAGCCGCUUGGUGCGGGCGGUGCGUGCCCGUCAGCAGGUGGUUGGGGGCAUGAACUACUACUUGGACUUGGAGAUUGGCAGAACCACAUGUGCCAAGGAGCAGUCCACCCAGGAGGAGUGUUCCCUCAGUGAGGAGCUGACGCAGCUCUGCUCCUUUGUGGUCCACUCCAGGGCCUGGGAGGACUACAUGGCAUUAAUAAGCUCCAGAUGUCACGAGGCUUGAGGUUGUGUUUCUGCCAGGCCAGCACGCCCACCCCUUACCCGUGUCCCCUGCAAUGUCCUAAACCAUGUGGUCGAGCCCAGGCUGGUGCAGUCUGCUUCAUGUCCAAGCACCUGGGCUCUGAUACAGCAAGAUCUUCAGGGCAACGUGGACACCCUCGACCUGUCCCCUGUUCCUUUCUCCUGUGCUUCUUAACCGUACCUGUCGGGGGCACACAUGGCCGUCCCUGCCUUGUUCAACAAAAAGCUGCAGCAUUUCCCCUUGUGGUGUAUUCUCGGGUGCACUAGAAGGGUUGGGGGAGCUGUCCGCACACCUCGGUGCUGUCUGACUGUCACACAGCCUUCCUGGGCACUUCACACACAGAGGUGGGGCCGAAUCAUGGGCACUGAUGUCCCUCACUCUGUCACCAUCACACUUUCUGGGGAGUCUGCCCUUCUGCCCACUGUUUCCAGCUGUCUGCAAGGCCCUGGCUCUGUCCUGGGGAUCAGGCUUAGAGAAAGUGACCCAGUCAGCCAACCAAGGUGCCCUCUGCACCCCAGCCUCAGUGACCAUCUGAGCAUGGCCAGUGGCCCAGGUCUGGCCUCAGGACUCCUGUGGCUCAUGGUGGGGUUUUAUUGAGAGUCCCUUGUCAGGCUGAGUCCCUUGUGAAAGUGCUUGAAGUCAGAGUGCUCCAGGUCUCAGAAAUCUGUGGGAUUGUGGGAAAUCUUUACACACAUGAUGAGAUUUCCUGAGGAUGGGACCCAUGUCUGAGUACUCUGCACCCAUAGCCUGAAACUAAUUGUUACAUUAUAGAUUAUAGGAAGAAAGGUUUUAUUGGAAUGUCAGAGGGAGAAUAGGGAAAGAUUCAGCUUACAUGGCUGGAGGAGUCACCCUGAUUUAGGGGUUCAGACCAGCCCCCAAAGAGUUGGGAGGCCACUGUCAAGGACUGGUGGGUGGGCUGGGGUCCCAAUGGUCUGUGUCUCAUCAUCUUGAUCGUAGAUCUGAGAUCUUGAUGGCUGAGGGAUGGUUUCCUUUCCAGAAUGGGACUCUGAGUCCCUGGGUCUCUGUCACCUGGGGCUCCCACUUCCCUGGAAUCCAGGUGAUCACAGGUUUAAGACAGUGCCUGCAGGUUUCUGGGAGUAGCUGAACAUUCCUGUAAACCUCUCACCUUGGAACCUCAUUCUCGAAGAGGACAAGACCACAAGAAUUCAGGGCUGAUCCUAAUUCACAAGAAUUCAGGGCUGAUCUUGCUUCCUAGCAAGAUCCUAAAUGACUACCACUCCCUACACAGAGCUGAGGAGAGAUCUGACUCAGGAUUUACAAUGACAAGGACACAAAACACAGUCGUGUUCUGCUGUUAGCCACCUAUCGGUCAUCAGCAGCCCCACUGAAGGGCCAUUGUUUGUGGCAAAAAUGGCAUUUAAGUGCCUGCCUAUCCCAAAGCGAAACACAGAUGACAUUGUUAAUGAGGAGGUAGCAAGUGCCUUAGCCUGGGUCCUCCAUUGCUGAACACCCACAAGGUCAGUUGCAACAGUGUCUGUAUUGGCAGCAGGGUUCCUCCUGCUAUCAUUCUCUCUGGACACUCAGGGUCCAUGUCAGAUCCCAUCCACCUCACAGGGCAUGGCCUGUCUCCCCAAAGUGCCCUUCAGGUUGUCUGCUGGAAGUCAUAACUCUGGGGACUGUGGACAGAUCACAAUGCAAAUCUUGUAAGGAAAACCUAAAAUAAAGAUGCCAAGAGAAACACAGUAUAAUUGUACAAGAAACAUAAUUCAUAAUUUAGUCUUGUCAGAAUUAGAACUCUUAAGUCGAAUAUAUUUGCUUAGUAAUGUGUCUUUUUGCUUACUAAUGGCACCGUGGUUACCCAUAUCUAAUCAUGCUAACACAAUGAGG